This is a messenger RNA of Cannabis sativa, 5023 nucleotides long. RefSeq names its product LRR receptor-like serine/threonine-protein kinase RPK2. NCBI's taxonomy places the organism in Eukaryota, Viridiplantae, Streptophyta, Magnoliopsida, Rosales, Cannabaceae. The record is from RefSeq and is a predicted model, not a curated record. The transcript has 3 exons. The coding region runs from base 314 to 3457 and encodes 1047 amino acids. Gene Ontology annotation, biological process: protein phosphorylation. Gene Ontology annotation, molecular function: protein binding; protein kinase activity; ATP binding.
AAUUUUCCAAAAACAAAUAUAUGCUCUGUAACCUAAAAACUAUAUGUAUGCAUAUGCAUGUGAGCAUGAGUUGGGACAAAAAGUAUAAUAUGAAUAUCCCGUUGCUUACGCCGGCUCCUUUUUGUCUUUCUUCUACUUCGCCCUUUCCAAUUUGGACUCACUCUUUCCCCACUCUCUCUCUCUCUCUCUCUCUCUCUCUCUCUCUCUCUCUCUCUCUCUCUCUCUCUCUCUCUCUCUCUCUUAAAGUUCGCAACUUUCCGGCCGCCACCCGCCAUUUUUUCCGGUGAAGUGGUUCUUUCAUAAACGUAAAAACAUGGGUCUUUUUCAGUUUUUGAUUCUCUCCUUAUCUCUUCUACCUUUCUCCUUAUUUGAACCUCUUCUUGCUACUUCAACUCCACUACUCGACGAUGCAUUGUCUCUUCUUAGCUUUAAAGAGUCUGUAACCGCCGACCCUUUCAACAUUCUGGCCUCCUGGAAGUGGAACCAGUCCUCCUCCGACCACCAUUGUAGCUGGUACGGCGUUACUUGCCACCCACUCUCUCAAAGAGUCAUUUCUCUCAACCUCACGGUGGACUCCUCUGCCGCCCUAGGUGGGACUUUAUCGGCUUCGGUUGCGAACCUCACUCAACUUCGGGUUCUCUCAAUCCCUCAUCACAACUUUUCCGGCGAGAUCCCCACACCCAUUUCCAAGCUUCUGCUUUUGGAGGUUCUCGAGCUUCAAGGUAACAACUUUACCGGCUACAUUCCGACCCACGUGACCCGUUUUCGCUCUCUUCGUCUCCUUAACCUGUCUUCCAAUCUCUUCACGGGUCCGAUUCCGGCGAGGUUGAUUGGCUCCGGGAAGCUUACUGAAAUUGAUUUGUCUAAUAACCAACUUUCCGGGAGAGUUGAAGUGGGUAGUAAAUCAUGUGAGUUUUUGACACAUUUGAAGCUCUCUAACAAUUUUCUCACUGAACCCAUUCCGACUGAGAUCUCAAAGUGUUGGAAUCUGAAGACCCUUUUGCUCGAUGGGAAUAUUUUAGAAGGAAAGAUUCCUGCCCAGAUUGGAAAACUUUCUGAGCUUCGUGUUCUUGAUGUUUCAAGGAACAGUUUGACUGAGAAAAUUCCUAAAGAGCUCGCCAACUGUUUGAAACUAUGUGUUCUUGUGCUCACUAACUUAGUUGAUGAAGACAGUUCACUAGACAGUGCUAGAGGAGAAUUCAAUGCUUUUGUGGGAGCCAUUCCUUUUGAGCUGCUAUUACUUCCCACCUUGGAGAUUUUGUGGGCUCCAAGGGCUAAUCUUGCCGGAAGAUUACCUAGCACUUGGACUGAGUCUUGCUCACUCAGAGUUGUGAAUUUGGGGCAGAAUUAUAUCACCGGUGUUUUACCUGAAGGCAUCAAGAUGUGUAAGAACAUGACUUUUUUGGACUUGAGUUCUAACAAGUUAAAGGGCUAUCUUCCUCUUCAACUCCAAGUUCCAUGUAUGCUUCACUUCAAUAUCAGCAGGAAUCAAAUAUCUGGUUUUCUUCCAAGGUUUGGUAACCAUGGCAGUUGUGAUACUAGCAUAGUCAGUUCUAAUGUGAAUAAUCAGGAUAUUCUUAAGGCUUAUUUUGGAUUGGGGUUGGAUAGGAAUGAUUGGAUUAUCCAUGAUUUUAGUUGGAAUAGAUUUGUUGGUCCAUUACCUUUGUUCUUUGUUGGAGAUGAGUUAUUGGCAACAUCUAAUGAUCAUAACUUCUCAUAUAGAUUGUUGCUUAGUAAUAACAGGUUCAAUGGGUCACUUCCUAUUGGGAUGGUUCCUCAGUGUAAUAGCUUUAAGGGCUUCUCCAUCAACUUAAAUGCCAACAAAAUAUCAGGUGAAAUUUCUCAUGCAUUGCCAGUUGAUUGUCUAAGGCUAACAGAUUUUGAAGCAGCUUACAAUCAGCUUGGAGGGUCAUUUUCUGGUCUUGCUAUUAGUCAUUUGGUUAUGCUCCAACGCCUUGACUUAAGAGGCAAUGCACUAUCUGGCCCUCUACCUCAUGAGUUAGUGAACGUGAAAAGCCUCAAAUGGGUGCUUUUGGGAAGGAACAACAUGACAGGAGAAAUCCCUUCUCAAAUUGGUCACUUGACUUCUCUGGUGGUUUUAGAUCUUUCACAAAAUGCUCUAACAGGAUUCAUUCCUCCAAGUUUGACAAAAGCUUCUGGUCUUGAAACUGUUUUGCUUGAUCACAACAAGCUUUAUGGGAAGAUACCAUCAUCUUUCUCAACCCUUGUUAGUCUCACUCAACUUGAUGUGUCCUUUAACAACCUUUCUGGUAAUAUUCCUCAUCUUCAACGAAUCAACGGUUGUGAUGCCUUCAAAGGAAACAAAUAUCUCCAGUCUUGUCCUGAUCCUCACUCAGCUUCACCAGCCAAUCUUCCUGUGCCACUCGAUGUACACAAAUGGCGCAGCCGAAAAAAGAUAAAGACUUUGAUAAUUGCUGCAGUAACUUGUGCAUCUGUUGUUCUGUGUUUGCUUGCAGUGAUAAUUUUGUUCUUUGCUUUUGGAAGAAAAAAGUUGACUAGACUCAGCAGCCUGAGAAGGAAAGUAGUAGUGACUUUUGCUGACUCUCCAAGUGAGCUGAAUUAUGACAAUGUGGUUAGAGCAACUGGGAAUUUCAGUAUCCAGAAUCUGAUUGGAACGGGUGGUUUUGGUUCGACAUACAAAGCUGAAUUGGUGCCUGGUUUUCUGGUAGCUGUAAAGAGACUUUCCAUAGGUAGAUUCCAAGGUGUGCAACAAUUCGAAGCAGAGAUAAGAACAUUAGGCCGAAUUCGACACAAGAACCUUGUAACACUUAUUGGAUACUAUGUUGGUGAGGCUGAGAUGUUGUUGAUAUACAAUUAUCUCUCUGGUGGGAACCUUGAAAGCUUCAUACAUGAAAGAUCAACCAAAAAUGUUAACUGGGGAGUCAUUCACAAAAUAGCCAUUGACAUUGCUCAGGCUCUAGCCUAUCUGCACUAUUCGUGUGUUCCUCGCAUAGUGCAUAGGGACAUCAAGCCUAGCAACAUCUUACUAGACCAUGAACUCAAUGGAUACCUCUCUGAUUUCGGGUUAGCUAGGCUUUUAGAAGUUUCUGAAACUCAUGCCACUACUGAUGUGGCUGGAACAUUCGGGUAUGUAGCCCCAGAGUAUGCUACCACUUGCAGGGUAUCAGACAAGGCUGAUGUCUACAGCUUUGGUGUAGUUUUGUUAGAACUCAUGUCAGGAAAAAGAUCACUUGAUCCUUCUUUUUCAGAUUAUGGAAAUGGCUUCAAUAUCGUUGCGUGGGCCAAGUUGCUAAUAAAGGAAGGCCGUUGCUCAGAGCUUUUCUGUCCACAGUUGUGGGAAGUAGACACUGAGCCUGAAGAGAAGGAGAAGUUGUUAGAAUUGCUACGGCUUGCAUCAAUCUGCACGGUUGAAUCGCUUUCUGUUAGGCCAUCGAUGAAGCAAGUUCUUGACAAGUUGAAACAGUUGAGAACUUAAGAGAGCUAAUGACUGGUCUUGCACAAAUGAAAACUACACAACAAACUCAUUUGCUCACAUCUCUACUACAGUACAGUACUGGCUAAAUGAAGAAAGCAAGGUGAACUCUUCCAAGCCACUAAGAAUUUGUUAUCAAGUUGUAUGAAGCUGAGAUUUCGAAAACAAAUCGGAAAAUCCCCAACAGCACUGAAUUUAGUUUACAACAUACAAAGUCACUCACUGUAAGCAGAGUAAGAAAAAUAUUCAUCUGCUUUGUAUUUAAUCUCACCUUACAUGUAUAAUAUAGCAAGUAGAUUUUAUCAUUAUUAUAUGACAUAACAACUAGUGUGAAUAUAAUCUUGUACUAAACUCAACAACUGUCUUCCUUUGUAGCCUUAAGGACAAACUCCUCUGUAGUAAUGCCAAUUAUCUCAUUAGCUUGUUUCAAAUCAACACAUGAAUACAUUCCAGUACUAUCCUGAGAUCAAAGGCAUAUAUGAGUCAAUGAAUAAUACAUUUGCUUAAACAACCUCAAACUCAAAGAAAGAUUAUCAAAUCUUACCUUAGAAAUAAUUCUCAACUUCUCUAACUUACGAACCGCAUCAUCCACAUCGAAAUUGCAGCUCUCACCAAAUUCUUCUUUGAUAAGUUGCUCACACCGCAAGUCAAGAUCCUAUUUCAUACCAUUACCAUCUUCAGCAGCAGAAGAAGAGAAACGAAAAAAAAAACAAGUAUUCCGAACACCGAAAUUGCAUUUGCAUACCUGUCUAGUAGAUUUUUUGCACUCCCUUAAUAUGAAGAAGGAAAUGAUCACCUCCUUUACCUGACAAUUAGUAUGAAAAAAUGUUAGGGGAACAUUCUAAAAGAGUUGUUAUGGUACACCCUUUAUCUGUUUCGACAUUCAAAAGAGUUUCUUAGUCUUUUUUUCUUUCUCAUGAUCGUGUAAGCGGUCCUUUUAGAGGGUGUACUAUAGAUUAUUCCAAAAAAUGAAGUUUGAGUCUUUUUGAGGGGUCUUUUUUUUUGUCACUACAUGUGUAAACUUGGUAUAUUCUUUUCUUUCUUGAUUGCUUAAGCUUGCCAAUUUCAAAUGACUAACUGUAAUAACUGCUAAAACUUUUGUGGUAAAUACUUACUUCUUGUUGAAUGACCUCAUCACACAAGUGAAGAAGAGUGCCUCUUCCACUAUCCAAUUGUUUCUCAUAGACUGAUUGUGUAAUUAAGCUCUGAUAUGCAACCAAGUUACUCUGAAACCUAUGAACUUGAAAAAACAUUAGUCAUGUCAGGAGCAACAAUGUCAUCAUACAUAUGCCAUCAAAGAAGAAGAAGAAGAAGAAGACGGUUACGCAUUACGAGAAAUAUGUUUUGAUGCAGUAACCAAUCACUGCAGAAAGAACAGCAUAGAUAACCCGGAUAUCAGCUGUAGGCAUGCUAAGAGAACUAACAACAGUUACCUGGUGCAAAAGAAAAAAAAGAAAACACUAAUAAUUGUGUUCAAAUGUUCAAUCUAGAAAAGAAUUCGGCUUUUUCGCCUUGUUGCCCCGUAAAUUUAUCAAAAUUAGUAAAGUAAUCCUUGAAUUUUUCUCUUAG